Auxenochlorella protothecoides is the source of this 1395-nucleotide messenger RNA. RefSeq lists its product as hypothetical. Bases 1 to 1395 code for a protein of 464 amino acids. The record is from RefSeq and is a predicted model, not a curated record. NCBI's taxonomy places the organism in Eukaryota, Viridiplantae, Chlorophyta, Trebouxiophyceae, Chlorellales, Chlorellaceae. The transcript is spliced from 9 exons.
AUGGACACGGAUGCAUUGGAAGAGUCUGAGGGUGCGACAGGCAGCACUACCAAUUCCCUCGGGGGUACGCGCCACGCAGACGCCCUGGCCGUCCACGCCGUGGAGCGGGGACCGCGCCGGCUGUGGCUCGUGAGGGUGCCCAAGCCCCCAGAGGUCACCGCCCUGGCUGCCCUCGAGCAGGAGCUGGCUGCCUACACGCAGCAAGUCAAGCUCCUGAAUGAAAGCGCCUCGGUGAAGAAGGUUGCACGGGAUGACGCGCGUAAGGACACGCAGGCGGCGCGCGAGGCGUACCGGCUGUGCCGCGACGCGUACAAUGCGUGCAUGGAGGUGGUGACGCCCCUGCGCGAGGCGGCGCGCGGCUCUGCUGGCGCCGGCCCCCGCCGCCUUCGCGAGUCGUACCCCGAGCUGGAGGUGUGGAGCGUGGCGGAGCUGGACGAGCGGCUGGCGGGGAUGGAGUACCGCCUGCAGCACGAGUCGGUCCCGCUGGCGGAGGAGAAGCGGCUGGUGGCGGGGCUGAAGCGCCUGGCGGGCCAGCGCGCGCGCGCGGAGGAGGAGGCGCGCGCGCUACGCGAGGAGCGCGCCGCGCAGAAGGAGGUGCUGGACGGCUUCUGGGAGGCGGAGCGCGCCGUGGACGCGGAGGUGGAGGCCAUCCUGGCCGAGCGCAGGCGCCUGAAGGAGCUGCAGGACGAGGCGUACGCGCGCGUGUCGGAGGUGCGUCGCGCGCACCGCGAGCGCAAGGACGCCUACUACUCCAGCCGGCGGCACAGCACGGGCGUGCGCGCGCUGCUGCGCGAGCCAGGCGGGGUCGAGAAGGCGAGGGCCAUGUGCGGGGAGCAGGUGGACCGCCAGCUGGCCGUCCUGCGCGACAACGACGACUACAGAGCAGAGUACCUCACGCUGAUCGAGCAGCAGCGCGGGCGGCCCAGCACGUGGGAGGAGGGGGAGGAGGCGGGCAACGGCGCCAGGCGCGGCCACAGCCGGCAGCCGUCGCUGCCGCUGACCGAGGAGGAGACCAAGGAGCGGGCCCAGGGGACCAUCGCAGCGGUGCUGGAGCAGGCGCGGUCCAGGGCGCCGCGCGCGGAGCCGGCGCACCCCGAGCCGGAGCGUGCGGCGCCCGAGCCGGAGUCUGCGUUCGAGCUGCCGGCGGCCGUGGCGGCCAGGGCGCGCUGCGAGACGGCGGCCGCCGAGGCCGACCGCGCCGCGGAGGCGGAGCGACAGCGUGCGUGCGUGCCUGGGUGUGGGCGGUGGGCGUGGCGCUUGGGCUUGCAGGGCCUCGUCCGGUGGUGGAUCGGCGCCGCGGCCCGCUUCUACCGCGAGAACGAGAUGGCGAUGGUGCUGGCCCUCAUCGGCCUCAUCGUCGCGGCGGUGGCGUACAUGAGCCUCACCGCCGCCUGA